AUGCCCACGACCGCCGCUUUUCUCAGGGCACUGUACAUCCUGACAACCCUUCGGGGAAUCGGCACAUCACAUGAAGUCCGGAACAUCAAACAUGGGAGCGAAUCGUCCGCAUCGCGGGCCAGGUUUCUCCUCCACACACUCGUCAUUAUCGCAGCGAAAUACCUGGUCCUUGAUAUGAUGACAUUCCAGCCACCCUCGCCCGAAGACACGGAUCGCAUGUUCGGAGAAGGGAAGGAAUACCUGCUCUUUCGACCGGACGGUCUGCCGCCGCCCAAAAUGCAGGAUAUCCUUACCAAUCUAGGCGUGACUCUUCUCGGCUGGGGCCCCAUCGGCAGUUGGUUUAUCGAGGUCCACUAUCGUAUUCUGUCGGUGGCCUCCGUAGGACUCGGUAUCUCGCAGCCUCAUCAGUGGCCACCUCUCUUCGGCUCCAUUACUGAGGCGCAUACUCUCCGGCGAUUCUGGGCAAACUUCUGGCACCAGCUCUUCCGAUGGCCGAUGCAGGGACUCUCCUCGUUUCUCUGCCGAGAUGUCCUCCGUCUCCCCCGUCCCUCCCUCGCAGAACGGUACUUGAAAAUAACACUCGUCUUUGCAAUCUCAUCUUGUCUCCAUCUCGCCAUCGACGGACGAGCUGGCAUUAUGCUUCCCCGAUCCGGCGCACUGCGGUGCUUUCUCCUUCAACCGGUCGGUAUAAUCCUUGAAGACGGAGCGCAGGCACUUUAUCGACGGCUGCGCGGAGAUGCGCCACUGUCGAAAUGGACGAGAGCCGUCGGGUAUAUCUGGACAUGGGCGUUUUUGUCACUCGUGGCGCCGAUGUAUAACUUCCCCCUGUUCCGGUAUCAGGACCCGGCAAGAAAUGGUGUUCCCGUUCCGGUGCUUAGACCGGCGAUGGAGUAUUUUAGGGUGAAGGGGUAA
This is a messenger RNA of Aspergillus terreus NIH2624, 912 nucleotides long. RefSeq names its product wax synthase family protein. Gene Ontology annotation, biological process: lipid metabolic process. Bases 1 to 912 code for a protein of 303 amino acids. The transcript is spliced from 2 exons. Lineage: Eukaryota; Fungi; Ascomycota; Eurotiomycetes; Eurotiales; Aspergillaceae. The record is from RefSeq and is a predicted model, not a curated record.